Messenger RNA from Girardinichthys multiradiatus, 2067 nucleotides. It is a transcript of the gene minpp1b, whose product is annotated as multiple inositol-polyphosphate phosphatase 1b. Lineage: Eukaryota; Metazoa; Chordata; Actinopteri; Cyprinodontiformes; Goodeidae. The coding region runs from base 1 to 1410 and encodes 469 amino acids. The transcript is spliced from 7 exons. Gene Ontology annotation, molecular function: acid phosphatase activity; inositol phosphate phosphatase activity. The record is from RefSeq and is a predicted model, not a curated record.
AUGUUCCAGCUUGGAACACACGGAUUCCUGCUGGCAGCUCUCAGUCUGGUUCCGACCCGCGUAUGCUGCUCCUCUGCGGAAGUACCGGACGUCCCGAAAAUUGCCGCUUACUUUGGAACCAAGACUCGCUACGAGGAAGUAAAACCGAACGUACUGCGGGACCCUUUAACCGUGAACACCUCGGUACUCAGACCCCCGCCAGGUGAGUUUUGCUCCCCGGUUCACUUGACCGCCGUCAUUAGGCAUGGCAGCCGGUACCCGACCGUCAAGAACAUCCUUAGGAUCCAGAGACUAAGCGAGCUACUUCAGAAAGAUGCAUCCAGAACCUCAGAGGGCUCCACCGAAAGGCUGCAGGAGCUCCGGAGUCGUUGGGAGCCCUGGUACACCGAGGACAUGGACGGUCAGCUGGUGAGGAAGGGCAGGGACGACCUCCGGUUCCUGGCCCAACGGCUGGCCACUUUGUUCCCGUCUCUGCUGUCGGAGGAAAACCUGAGGAAGAGGAGAAUCCGCUUUGUGACCAGCUCUAAGCAUCGCUGUGUGAGCAGUGUGGAGGCAUUCCAGGAGGGUCUGCAGCAGCACUGGGGUUGCCAUGACAACGCUCCAGGAUACAGCCACAGUGUGGACGAUGAGCUAAUGCGCUUCUUUGAACUUUGCCGUGGUUAUGUGGAGGGCGUGGAGAACAACCGCACCGCACUGCUGGAGGUGGAGAAGUUCAAACAUGGCAAGGAAAUGGAGGCAGUGAGGAGGAGGAUUGCUGAGAAACUCGGCCUUUCUCUACACCUACUUACACCAGAUUUGGUGGAAGCAGCGUUCUUUAUCUGCUCCUAUGAACUGUCCAUCAAAUCUAUUCACUCACCGUGGUGCUUCCUGUUUGACAAGAGUGAUGCAAAGGUGUUGGAGUACAAGUCUGAUCUGAAGCAGUUCUGGAAGCGCUCUUACGGUCACGUAAUCAACAGUCUGUCCAGCUGUCAGCUCUUCCAUCACAUCUUCAGGACCCUGGAUAAAGCCGGCCGUCCUCGCAGAUCCACUGAGGCCGGUCCAGAACCAGCCUCUAUCUUGGUGGGGCAUGCUGAGACACUCCUCCCACUCCUCUCCCUGCUUGGGCUGUACAAAGACCAGACUCUGCCCACUGCCAGCAACUACCACUCACAGCAUGGACGGAGUUUCCGUACCAGUCGCAUCAUUCCAUACGCUGCCAACUUGCUCUUCGUUCUCUAUGAUUGUCAGCGCGGUCCCCGUCUACAGCUGCUCGUCAAUGAGACGCCACUGCGCUUUCCAGACCUGCAGACUGACGACACACCGCUCUACAGGGACGUUCGUGCAACAUACCGCCACCUGCUGGAUGGUUGUGACUUCCACAGAGUGUGUGAGGGGAGAGUCGAGGGCCGGGGGCCCAACACCGAGCUUUGACCCCUUGAACCCCCUGAUCUUAUUCCGUUAUGGCCUUAAUCCACCUGCUGAUAAUCAGAGACUGCCGCUAUAAAGCUGCUCCACUAGCUCUGAACUUUGUGGAUGAAGCAUUUAUGAAACGAAGACAAGAGAAUAUUCCCUCGAGUGGAGCUGAGGCGCUCCAUUGAAAGCUGCAGUGAGUCCGACAGCACAUCCAAACUCUUCGUCUUUCAUGCACAAUGAAAGAACACAGCAUUUCCUCAUGGAUCAGCCAGAUAUCUGCCUGCAAACAGUGUCUCUCCCAUUUCCUUCCCAAAAAUAUUUCUGUGAUGAGCUGGAAGAAUCGUAGUAUUCCUGUGGACCUCAGCUGGCUGAGUGGAGAAUAGGUUUCUAGAUAAAUAUAAGGAAUGUUGCAGGAAGAGUUUUUUCUGAUUUUUAUUCUGUGAACUGACCCUUUAAUCUGGGAUUUGGUCUUAAGCUUUAAGUUCAUAUUUUGCUGAUUCAGGUUUUAUUUAAAAAUGUUUAUCUGGCUGCACAUAUUCCUGCUCCAUGUCUGGAUAAUCUUAUCCGGGUGAAAUCAUUUGUGUUUGUGCCAAAUGAGUGUUCAGGGUGCUUUUAGUUUGCCAAAUGUUUCAGAAUUAAAGCUUUAAUAAAGUUUGAUUUUUUUUUUUGAUGAAA